Molecule: messenger RNA, 1686 nt
Organism: Gorilla gorilla gorilla (western lowland gorilla)
Lineage: Eukaryota; Metazoa; Chordata; Mammalia; Primates; Hominidae
Gene: BTBD16
Product: BTB domain containing 16
Exons: 15
Coding region: 245-1621 (458 amino acids)
Source: RefSeq, a predicted model, not a curated record
GGCAAGCUCCCCCUGUCAAAGCACCUUGGCCCAUAAGAAGAAAAGGGUGAGCCCCAGAUGUGAUGAACGCUUCCAGGCUUCAGGCUCAGAAGGCGCCCCCAGCUCUCCUGUAACUCAGAGGCCAGUGUGAUGGGAGUUCCUCCACUCGGCACACUUCUUCCCCUGUAAACACGCCUGUGGUGGGCAAAAGGGCUUUGGAACGGUUGCUUAUCUUUUCUCUCCUGUGUAAUUUCCACUUUCAUUCAUGAUAAUGUCGAACACGCACAAAGCUCGGCUGGAACGCUGGGUCACUGGCUCAACCAACCGGUGGCGUUUGCCCAAACAGCCUUUCUCUGGGGACCUGCUCUCACUUUCCCAGAUGUGCAAGGCUCUGAGCAUAGACUUUGAGGAAGCUUUGAGGAACCCAGGCAGGUUAUGCAUUUCACAAAUCCAGAAGUUUUUCUUUGAGAAUUUCAAGAACAAGGACAUCCAAAGUGGGGAAGCAGCUCAAUCACCUAAGAAGACCAAAGAAAAAUCCCCUGCAAAGAGGAUCAUCAUUUCCUUGAAGAUCAAUGACCCACUGGUCACUAAAGUCGCCUUCGCCACGGCCCUGAAGAACCUCUACAUGAGUGAGGUGGAGAUUAACUUGGAAGACGUACUGGGAGUGCUGGCUUCCGCCCACAUCCUCCAGUUCAGUGGCCUGUUUCAAAGGUGCGUGGAUGUGAUGAUAGCCAGACUCAAGCCAAGCACCAUGAAGAAAUUCUGCGAGGCCGGCUGCAAGUACAAGGAAGAGCAACUCACCACCGGCUGCGAGAAGUGGCUGGAAAUGAACUUGGUUCCUCUAGUGGGGACGCAGAUCCACCUCCACAAAAUCCCACAGGACCUGCUCCACAAAGUGCUGAAGUCCCCCAGGUUAUUUACCUUUAGUGAAUUCCAUCUUCUGAAAACAAUGCUUUUGUGGGUCUUCUUGCAACUGAACUACAAGAUUCAGGCAAUUCCGACUUAUGAAACCGUGAUGACAUUUUUUAAGAGCUUUCCUGAGAACUGUUGCUUUCUGGACCGGGACAUAGGACAGAGCUUGAGGCCGCUCUUCCUCUGCUUGCGUCUGCACGGCAUCACCAAAGGCAAGGAUCUGGAGGUGCUGCAGCACAUUAACUUCUUCCCAGAGUCAUGGCUGGACCAGGUCACAGCCAACCAUUACCACGCACUGGAGAAUGGGGGCGACAUGGUCCACCUGAAAGAUCUUAACACCCAGGCUGUGAGAUUUGGGCUGCUCUUUAACCAGGAGAAUACAACUUAUUCGGAAACAAUUGCUCUAUAUGGAUUCUUCUUUAAGAUAAAGGGACUCAAACAUGAUACUACCUCUUAUAGUUUUUACAUGCAGAGAAUAAAGCACACAGACCUGGAAUCCCCCUCCGCAGUCUACGAGCACAACCCCGUCAGCCUGCGAGUGGCACGCCUGGUGAAGUAUGAGAUCAGAGCCGAGGCCCUGGUUGAUGGCAAGUGGCAGGAGUUCAGGACAAACCAGAUCAAGCAGAAGUUUGGGUUGACCACGUCAUCCUGCAAAAGCCAUACCUUGAAAAUCCAAACUGUGGGCAUCCCAAUCUAUGUAAGUUUUGCAUUCAUCUUCCCAGCAUCUUGACAGUUUCCAGAAGAACCUAUGGGAUUUUCCCCCCACUGGUCUGCAUAAAAGAAAAUAAAAUGACA